Molecule: messenger RNA, 1254 nt
Organism: [Torrubiella] hemipterigena
Lineage: Eukaryota; Fungi; Ascomycota; Sordariomycetes; Hypocreales; Clavicipitaceae
Source: the annotation of a GenBank genome assembly
AUGACCAAGAUUCUACUUACGGUAAAUGCUGGUUCAAGCUCUUUGAAACUUUCAGCUUUCUUGCUCAAAGAUGGCACUGGGGCUCCCCAAAGAAUACUAACUGCGUGCAUUCGAGGAAUUAGAACUGCCUCCACGUCCAUCUUCUACUCGCGAUAUGGCGAAACUAUUAACAACAAUCAUGCGAUCAAGGCAGUACAAGAUCCGUGUGAUGCCUUCUCGGCCGCGUUUACAGUCCUCCUUCAGGAUCCGAAUCUGUGCGAAAUAAAGUCCAAAGACGACAUAGACUUUGUAUGUCAUCGGAUUGUGCACGGCGGAAGGUUGAGCAACCCGCGAGUUAUUGACGAACAAACAUUGCAAGUGUUAGCCCAAGCAGGUCAUCUAGCGCCGUUGCACACCUCAGGCGCGCUAUCCAUUGUUUCGCAAUGCAAACAACAGCUGAUACAUGCCAUCAACAUUGCUUGCUUCGAUACGCAGUUUCAUCGCCCCAUCCCUGCGCACAUCUACACCUAUGCGAUUGAUCAGAAAAUGGCUACCGAAAGAGGUCUACGCAAGUAUGGCUUCCAUGGACUUAGCUAUGCAUUCUUGACGCGAUCUGUUGCAAGCUUUCUCCGUAUCGACCAAGAAUCUAUGAACUUGAUUGCACUGCACUUGGGAAGUGGUGCUAGCGCCUGUGCCAUUCUCAACGGCAAAAGUCUGGAUACGAGUAUGGGCUUGACGCCGCUGUCAGGGCUCCCAGGAGCUACUCGCAGUGGAACCAUUGAUCCGAGUAUCGUCUUUCAUUCCGCGUGCCCCACUUCAAACAAUAGUCCAUCAACGAAUGACACCAUUCACUGGUCGAAUGCUGAACAUAUGCUGAAUGAUAGGAGUGGAUGGCUUUCUUUGACUGGCACUACCGACUUUGCCGCUAUUGUCGCAUCGAGCCAUCCAAAUUGUAAGCUUGCAUUCGAUCUCUUUGUCCAUCGCAUAUGCGACUUCAUCGGGAGCUAUUACGUUGCACUUCAAGGGCGAGUAGACGCCUUGGUGUUUGCUGGUGGUAUCGGGGAGAAUUGUUCCGAACUGCGAGCAGCUGUAGUUAGAAAUUUGCUGUGUCUCGGCUUUGUCGUGGACGAGAGGCGCAACGAAUCGAAUGCUAACAUCAAUACCGCCACCAUUCGAGACAUUAGCGCAGACAAUCAAAAGCGUCGUGUACUUAUCUGUCAGACAGACGAAGAAAUGGAAAUGUCGCAGAUCUGUGCUAGCAUGAAGCUUUAUUAG